CGUCAUUCAUUGGUCAAAGUUGUGGAAGUGACCGGAUGUAGCAAUGCUAGCUUAACUGAUUAAGUCUUCACAGAAAAACGUCUUAAACUCUGUGUAAGACAAGUGUUUAAUUUAUGUCAGGCUCUAGGUUUAACAGUUUUGGUGAGGAAAUCCCUUCUUUGUGUUUGUUUUGAACCACUGUGGUUAUUUUCUAGCCUAGGUUUGCAGUUGAGAAUGUAAUUAGCCCUCACCAGCAAAGUGAAUGCACACGAUAGACUCCGCAGCUAACAGCAGAAACUUUAUCACGUUUAAGCUUUAAUUUUUUUUUUUUUUUUUUUUUUGUAACAACACGAAUCCCCUCUCCGAGUUUGUGAGACUGUGCGGGAAGAACCACAUCGACCUCUAACCUUGUCCAGCUGAGGACAGAGAAGCUGGGGACAGUAACAGAGUGGACCCAGAACUACUGACCACGUUUCAGGAGCAGACAAACAGAAGAUCUGGGCUGAAACCUUGUUUUACUAAAACAUGUGAAAGUAGUAAACAAGGAUUGUGGAAAGGAGAAUCCCAGGUCUAGUGAGGAUGACUGAGAUGAUGAAGGUUGAAGCAGAUGAACCUGGAGGGUUCAGUCUAGAGCCACCCGUACCUGCAACAUCCACAUCAGAACUGGAGGAGGAAACGCAAGACAGCAAAGAUCUCAUCCAUCAGAUGUUGGUGAUCAAAAAAGAAGUUCCCCAUGACUGGAAUUUCGCUUUGGUCCUGCAAGACCAAGAGCCCCUCCACACUAAGGAGGAAGAUAAGGAACUAUGGGUUCAUCAGAAGGAAGAGCAACUUACUGUGAAGAGUGAGGAUGAAGAGAAACCUCAGAUAUCAGAGCUUCAUCAGAUUGAAACCGGAGACGAAAGGAAGACAAAAACUGGAGGACCAGAAUCGGGCAGAAAAGCAGCAGCUGUAUUACGCUCUUCACAACAAAGUAAGGUGAUAGUGAACAAAAGAGCUAACAGACCGAAACUGCGUUCCAAACGUGCCUCUCAAAUUAGUGCGCACACAGGAGAGAAACCGUUUGGUUGCAAUAUUUGUGGCAAAAGAUUCAGGCACAAGCCUUAUGUUAAGCUGCACAUGAUGAUUCACACUGGAAUAAGAGAACAUAGCUGCGAUUUUUGUGGUAAAGGCUUUAAAGAAAAACGUUGUCUUCAGACACACAUGAGACUCCACACUGGAGAGAAACCAUUUGCUUGUGAUGAUUGCGGCAGAAGGUUUCACGCAAAGACAAGUCUGAGGAGUCACUUGGAGGUCCAUUCUGAAGAAAAUCCAUUUUCUUGUGAUGUUUGUGGCUCAAGAUUUAAAAGGAAUGGAAAUCUUAAAAAGCACAUGAGGAUCCAUACCGCAGAGAGACCUUUUGUUUGUAGUAUUUGCAGUAAAGGAUUUUCACAGCAAAUUCACCUAAAAAGCCACAUGACUGUUCACACAGGAGAGAAGCCGUUCAUCUGUAGGGUUUGCAGUAAAGAAUUUUCGCGACAAGGAAAUCUAAAGAGGCACAUGAGCGUUCACACAGGAGAGAAGCAGUUUAUUUGUGGUGUUUGUAGUAAAGGAUUUUCAAAGCAAAACUAUCUCAAAAAUCACAUGGAGUCUCACACCGCACCAUUUAGUUGCAGCGACUGCGGCAAAUGUUUCAUGGAGGAAAUGCAGUUGAAGCAACAUAUGAGACUACACACCGAAGAGCGUCCGUUUGGUUGUGACGUCUGUAAAAUCCGGUUUAACAAAAAAUAUAAUCUCAACAGUCACAUGAGGCUCCAUCUCGGGGAAAAACCGUUUGUCUGUAGAGUUUGUAGUAAAGGAUUUUCACGACAUGGAGAUCUGAAGAAACAUAUGUGUGUUCACGGGGGUUUUAGCUAAAGAUUGUAUUUUUAUUUGACUGUCCAUCUAGUGUUUCUGUGGGCACAGUUUUUAUUUCUGUGCUGGUAAAAGUUUUAAUCCGUUCUGUCUUUUAUUAUAACUACAUUUUUAAAAUAAAUUCCCAUAGUUGCACAAAAAUUACUUACGAAGCACAAAUUUGAUACAGUUUCUUAAAUGUGUACGAAGAUGAAGUGAAAGAUCUUUGUAGGAUCCCACCGGCGGAUCGGAUCACAUGACGUGCAAUAAAGUGGAUCACUGGGUCACUAUUGUCAAUUUCACUUGGAAGAGCAGAGCUUAAACUCUAUGAUUAAAAAAUAUCAAACUAUAAAAG
Molecule: messenger RNA, 2203 nt
Organism: Poecilia latipinna (sailfin molly)
Lineage: Eukaryota; Metazoa; Chordata; Actinopteri; Cyprinodontiformes; Poeciliidae
Product: oocyte zinc finger protein XlCOF6.1-like
Exons: 3
Coding region: 559-1872 (437 amino acids)
Source: RefSeq, a predicted model, not a curated record